This is a messenger RNA of Trematosphaeria pertusa, 924 nucleotides long. RefSeq lists its product as uncharacterized. Bases 1 to 924 code for a protein of 307 amino acids. The record is from RefSeq and is a predicted model, not a curated record. NCBI's taxonomy places the organism in Eukaryota, Fungi, Ascomycota, Dothideomycetes, Pleosporales, Trematosphaeriaceae. The transcript has a single exon.
AUGGCACCCGGCGCUCCUCCUACCGACAUCCGCGCGCUCCCGGGCCUCCUCUCGAAAAUGAACACCAGCACCCUUCCCAUCUCCUCCAUCCCAUGCGAAGACAUGCGCUGCAACACUUGCUGGCGCGACUAUGGCGAGAAAAACGACCCCGCCGACCCUCACGAAGUCGUCUGCCAGCCUGUUCGGAUCCUGCCCUGCAAGCAUCUCGUAGGCUCCGAAUGCCUUGCUCGGCUCGUUCGCGACGGUCGAUUGGCCUGUACGCUAUGCCGCCAGCCCAUUCGCAAGACCUCGCCAGUGCCGCGGUGGGUCAACUGGCUGCUGGAAAUGGAAAACGAUCUUUCGCCCACGUGCUGGAUAGAAAGCGCGCGGGAGGAGUUAAUUAACACUUGUGGGACGCAGUCGGAACACAUAUGGCGCUUCGAUGCGCUGAAUGCAGGCUUGCUUGAGGGUACACUCACAAUUGCCGAUGGCGUCGAGCUCUGGUUGUACUACAUCUACGACCCGCUCUUCCUUCACUUCGAAGAAAUCGGCAAGUUUCUCACCAUGCUGCUUCCCUUUGCGAUCCUUGAAUGGUUCCUCCCCCACUUGCCUGACACGUGGGCCUUCCCGAAGUAUCUGGCCUACCUGUCUGGCAUGGACGCCGGAUUGUGUGUUCCCAUCCUGAACACCAUCGCUCUGUUUCCUAUUUUGAUCGUCGUCUCCAUACACUUUCAGGAAUUCGCGCAGGGUCCGAAUCGGCGUCAGCUGAAGAUGGUGCUCUGGAAUGUGCCGCUUGCGUUCUUUGUCCAGAAUCUGACGCAAGUGGUGCCGGUUUGGCUUGCGGUUGCGGCGAUGACGGUGCCGCUUGGGGUGCUGAUGGCUGUCCUGGGCAUUCUGAUUUGUUUGGGGAUCAUGGCGGAGCGUCCCGCUCUGCAUAGGAUGUAG